This is a messenger RNA of Saccostrea cuccullata (small rock oyster), 1403 nucleotides long. Its product is annotated as multiple epidermal growth factor-like domains protein 10. The record is from RefSeq and is a predicted model, not a curated record. Lineage: Eukaryota; Metazoa; Mollusca; Bivalvia; Ostreida; Ostreidae. Gene Ontology annotation, molecular function: scavenger receptor activity. The transcript has 10 exons. The annotation marks the transcript as partial.
ACACUGAUACACAUGUAAAAUCCGGAUGACAUGUUUAAAAUAUGCGUGUUAUAUUUAUAUGUUUACUUCUCAAGUUUUCCACUGUGAAUUUUUCAUUAGGAUACGAUGAUAUAUCAGCAUUUAAAGCAACAAAACAACAAGGUCGUCAAAUAACGGAUGUGGCAGAAAAUGCUGUAGACAGAUCUUUAUCUACCUGUUCUUCUACUGAUGCCACUACUCCAGCUUGGUGGUACGUGGAUCUCGGAAAAGUCAAAAGUAUCUAUGACGUAGAGGUUUACUUCAGACUUUAUAAUGAGAUUUAUAAACAACGACAGAGAGAACGUAUGCAUGGAUACAAACUCUACAUCUCUAACAGUACAGAUUUCAGUCUGCUACAAAAGGCUUACCUGUGUUUCAGUCAUACAGGGCCGGAGUUACCCGAUCUUAACGUAACUCAUGCAUGUGUUUCUUUUGGACGAUAUGUAAUCUUCUACAACGAAAGAGAUGAAGGUGUGACGUAUCCAAACGGGGUCAAUCCAAUACAAAGAUACAUACAGCUUUGUGAGGUUGUUGUACAAGGUUGUGACAACGGCACUGUUUAUGGAAGUUUCUGUAAUAAGACCUGUCCUACAAACUGUCAGGAGAGAAGGUGUUACAUAACCAACGGUACCUGUGCUGGAUGUAAAGAUGGUUGGAUCGGAGAAAAGUGCUUAGAUGCCUGUCCAGCUGGUAAAUACGGCGCCGAAUGCAAGAAUACAUGUGCAGACCAUUGUGGAAAUAAUACUUCAUGUAAUCACGUGACUGGUUAUUGUGAAGGUUGUUUAUCUGGAUGGAUGGGAGAUGAUUGCAAUGAAAAAUGCAGUGAUGGAACGUAUGGUAUUAUGUGUAACGAAACGUGCCGUGGACAUUGUAUGGACAAUCAAACCUGUCACCAUGUCAACGGUCACUGUACUCAGGGUUGUCAGGCAGGAUAUAAAGGAGAGAAAUGUGAUUCCAAGUGUGACCAAGGAAACUUCGGCAAAAAUUGUUUGCAGAACUGUUCUUUAAAUUGCGUCGAUAAUUGCGAUAAAAUAAAUGGACAUUGCAAAUGCAACAAAGGAUGGAGGGGGGAAAAUUGUUCCGAAGCAUGUUCCUCUGGACAGUUUGGUCACAAUUGUGAAGAAAUCUGCAACUGUCUGAAUAACGAGCAGUGUAACAUUAUAAAUGGGAGUUGUCCUAGUGGUUGUCAAGAAAAUUAUGAGGGUCAUAUGUGUCAGAAAAUAAAAGGAUCCGCAGUGAAAACAUCUGAGACAAACCAAGAAAAUGCUACAUAUGGUGCUAUCGGUGGUGUUGUAGCAGUAGUUGUUAUGGUCGUGGUAGUUGUGGUGGUAUUCAUAUGGAGACGAAAAGCGAGAUCCGUAACAAAGAAAAAUGGGACGUGGAGU